This is a messenger RNA of Frankliniella occidentalis (western flower thrips), 2929 nucleotides long. RefSeq names its product oocyte zinc finger protein XlCOF6-like. The transcript has 3 exons. Gene Ontology annotation, molecular function: RNA polymerase II cis-regulatory region sequence-specific DNA binding; DNA-binding transcription factor activity. NCBI's taxonomy places the organism in Eukaryota, Metazoa, Arthropoda, Insecta, Thysanoptera, Thripidae. Gene Ontology annotation, biological process: regulation of transcription by RNA polymerase II. The record is from RefSeq and is a predicted model, not a curated record. The coding region runs from base 362 to 2788 and encodes 808 amino acids.
GACCUGUGUCAGUCAGUCGUCAGUCGGUUGUCAGGCCGGCGUGCCGUGCCGUGUCGUGCUGUUCGGCGCAGCGCUUUCAUAUUCUAACAUUUCUUCGUUUUCGGGAAUCGGUGUGAUGUAGUAGUAGGCGUAGUAGUGGUGGUUGUUGUGCAGGAGGAAGAACACGAAGAAAGGCAGAGUAGUGUCCAACUCUGUCCAAACCCAGCAGCAGCGCAAAGGGUUAGCGAGGUUAUGUGACACAUCCUCGGCGUCGCCGCGCAGUCGUCAUCGUCGUAUACCCGGUGGAGUCCAGUCGUCACCCGCCUUCGCGGGUGAGUACAAAUAUUCGCCUCAUCUAACUAUCGUCCAUCCCAGCCGCAACAUGCCUGUCGAAUGCGAUGUUUGCGGGACGAGUUGCGCUAGCCGAUCGCAACUCAACGUCCACAUGCGGAGGCACACCGGAGAGAAGCCGUUCAAAUGCGCCGUGUGCCAGAAGGGGUUUAUUGCCUCUGGAAAUCUGCGCACUCAUCUUCUGUCUCACACUGGAGAAAGACCUUUCGAGUGCAACGUGUGCCAAAAGACGUUUUCCAGGAAGUGCGAUCUGAAAGUUCAUGAACAAAUCCACUCUGGCAACAAGCCCUUCGAGUGUGACGUGUGCCAAAAGAGGUUUUAUACCAGUGGAGAACGGAAGAAACAUCGCGUAGUCCACACGGUUGACAGGAAUUUUGAGUGCCCCAUGUGCCUAAAGAAGUUUGCUAGACUUGGCUAUCUACGGGCUCAUCUUCGAAGACAUACAGGCGAAAAGCCUUUCGAAUGCACCGUGUGCCCAAGAAAGUGUUAUACAUCUGAAAAACUGCGGGAGCAUCUUCGAAUCCACACUGGAGAGAAGCCUUUUGUGUGCCCUGUGUGCCGCAAGACGUUUUCUACCCUUAGAAGUAUGAGGACUCAUCAUAAAACACACACCGGAGAGAAGCCUUUUGAGUGCAACAUCUGCCUUAAAAAGUUUGUUACCAAUGGAAAUCUGAAAAGCCAUCUACGGACACACACAGGCGAAAAGCCCUUUGAAUGCACAGUAUGUCAAAGGUCGUUUUCUACCAUUAGCGGAUUGCGGGUUCAUCUUCAAACCCACACAGGCGAGAAGCCUUUUGGAUGCACGAUGUGUCCCAAAAAGUUUACAUUGCCUGCAGACCUGAAAAAACAUGUUGUUACCCACACAGACGACAAGCCGUAUGAGUGCACUGCGUGUGAAAAGAAGUUCCGUUCAUUGGAAAAUCUGCGGAUUCAUCUUCGAGUCCACACAGGCGAGAAACCUUUUGAGUGCACCAUGUGUCAAAUGAAGUUUCCUUCAUAUGGACGACUAUAUCUUCAUUUAAAAACCCACACAGACGACAAGCGUUUUAAGUGCACAGUGUGCCGAAAGGCGUUUUUAUGGUCUACGGAUCUGGAGUUUCACCUUCGAACCCAUACCGAAUAUAAGCCUUAUGAGUGCACCAUCUGCCAUAAGAAAUUUUCCAGGUCUGGAAAUCUUAAUAAACAUCUCAAAACCCACACAGGCACCAAACCUUUUAAGUGUAGCGUUUGCCACAAAACGCUUUCUUCCGCUGAAGGAUUCCGCGGCUUCAUAACCGAACCCACACCCGAACCCUCCCCACACUUUCAAGUUCCAUCCAUUCCGGAAGGUCUACUUUCUGAUGCUAUGUCAAUAAAGAAACAUGAAACUGACUUUAUAUUCGCCUCAUCUGUCAUCCAUCCUAGCCGCAACAUGCCCGUCGAAUGCGAUGUUUGCGGGACAAGGUGCCAUCACCGAUGGCAUCUCAUCGUCCACAUGCGGAAGCACACAGGAGAGAAGCCGUUCAAAUGCGCCCUGUGCCAGAAGGGGUUUACCGCCUCUGGGGCUCUGCGUACUCAUCUCCGGACUCACACCGGAGAAAGACCUUUCGAGUGCAACGUGUGCCACAAGACGUUUUCCAGGACGUCGGAUCUGAAAGUUCAUGAACGAAUCCACUCAGGCAACAAGCCCUUCGAGUGUGACGUGUGCCAAAUGAGGUUUCCUACCCGUUCGGAUCGGAUAAAACAUAACUUAACCCACACCGGUGAGAGGCCUUAUGAGUGCCCUGUGUGCCUGAAUAAGUUUGGACGAGCUGGUAAUCUACAUACUCAUCUUCGAAUUCACACAGGCGAAAAGCCUUUCGAAUGCACCCUGUGCCCAAGGAAGUGUACUACAGCUGACAAACUGAAGGAUCAUCUUCGAACUCACACUGGAGAAAAGCCUUUUCAAUGCGUGGUGUGCCAAAGGAUGUUUUCCACAACAAGAGGGCUGAAAGCUCAUGUUAAAACCCAUACCGGGGAGAAGCCUUGUGAAUGCGACGUCUGCCCCCAAAAGUUUUCUACCAAUUCAAACCUGAAGAAACAUCAAGACGAAACCCACUCAGACGAAAAGCCCUUUGAAUGCACUGUUUGCCGAAAGACGUUUUCUUCGAUCAGGGCAUUGCAGGCUCAUCUUAAAACCCACACAGGCGACAGGCCGUUUGAGUGCUCCCUGUGCCAAAAAAAAUUUACGUCAUCUGGAAAUCUUCGGAUUCAUCUUCAAACCCACACAGGCGACAAACCGUUUGAGUGCACCGUAUGCAAAAAAAAGUUUGUUGCACCGUGUUAUCUGCGAAAUCAUCUUCGAACCCACACAGGCGACAAACCGUUUGAAUGCAUCGUGUGCCAUCGAAAAUAUGCUGUAUUGGGUUCUCUGCGAACUCAUCUGAGAACCCACCACUCAGACAAGCCUAAGCCUCGUGAGAAGUCUUGUAAGUCUUGAUUAUGUGCCAUAGUCUGCUGACUUUUUUCUUUAGAAAGGCUUAGAUUUUUUUCCUCUUUUUUGAUGCUAAUGUAGUUCACAUACAUAGUAGUUGUGUAAACAAGUAGAAAUAGUAAUUCCUUGAUUUCUUUUGUUUUUAAG